GAAGUAGUUCCGACACACUGGCGCGGCUUGCAAUCCCAUAAUAUUCGCUCUUCCUAUCACGAAUGAUCCGUUGUCCUAGGCUUGAAGCAACUGCCAUGGACUAGUGCUGUUCUGCUGGAAAGUCCGCUUGAUGGCGAGCUGAAAGGAAAGCGAGUUCAUCUGCCAGAACACUGCAACAAACAAGACUGCUCGGACUGGGAGUGAUCAUUUCUUUGGCGCUAAACAUUUGCCUAGUCGAGCGCAGCACAGUCUUUCGUUCAUUCUAAGCUUAUGUCAGUGCAGCUACUGCAGCCUUGAAGAGGGGCCAUUUUCACGACUCCGGUGGCAAUGCCGGAGCUUCCAGAGAUACGUCUAGCAGCAGGUAUUGUCAACGAUGUGUGCAAGGGGCGCGUCUUCACAGGCGCAGUUCGCAAAUCGCCAGUGAGCAAGAACCCGGAGGUGUUGUUCGCGGCGCAAGCCUACACGAUCUCUGCGGAGAGUCGCGGCAAGGAGCUAGCAUUGAGCCUGUGUAAGCUGGGUCAGGGAGUCUCAGCUCACGGCGGUCACCCGGAUAAGCCUGCUGUGAAACUGGAGAGGGGAGAUGCCAGCGAGGCUGACAGUGAGCACGAUGCCAUGCGGCUCCUGUUCCAUUUCGGCAUGUCGGGCCGCUUUCAGUUCACGACGCGAGCGGACGUGCACAAGCACGCACACUUGAUGUUCACGACCAACGAGCACCCGCCUCAUAUCCUCAGCUUUGUCGACGUCAGGCGGUUUGGCACAUGGCACGUGAUGCCUGAUGACCGUAUUUGGUCACCCGAUCGCAGUCCCGAUCCAGUAUGGGAGUAUGUGCCUUUUCGGGAGAAUGUCUUACGGAACCUGGCCAAUGCUGCAUUCAAUAAGCCGAUCUGUGAGGCGCUCUUGAACCAGCAGUACUUCAACGGAAUCGGAAACUAUCUACGGUGUGAAAUUCUCUUCAGAGCGUCAAUACCACCGUUUGCUUGUGCGCGUGAUGUGCUGACCGGCCUUCCCAAAGACCAAGGAUUUACAGAAGUUAAGGAGGUGUUGAACUUGAGGAAUGGGGCAGGUUACGACCCGGAUGGUACAGAGGAGAAAUACUCUGAGUUUCUUGGCUGGCUACAAUGCUACACCAGGGCUGGCUCGUCUAAUUGCCGCGAUCACAACGGACGCACCGUCUGGUACCAGGGUCCACUCGGCAAGCUGGCACCGAAAACUUUGAAAACUGUCGGCAAGGCAAGAUUGACCAAGCCACCCGCAAGAGACGUCAAACUGGAUCCAGAUGCCGAUGGUGGUGGUGAGUCCAAGAAGUCGAGCGUGCGGCCGGCAACAGCAAAAGCGAAGAAGUCGGUCGCUGGCAAGACAGAGAAAGCUUCUGCACCACCAAGGCCUCGAGCACGAGCAAAAGUGACGGAGCCUGCCGACAGUGCGUCGGGACAGAAAGCAACACCAGCUACGGCAAGAUCUGCGAGAAUUCGUAGUAAGCACACUGACAAGAGUCUGGACAAAGCGGAGAAGACAAAGAGAACAGCGGCUACAAAUAAAUCUGGCAAAGCGCCCGAUUCAUCACGAUCGAAAGCAGCCAGCACGCGCAAACGCGGUGUAGCUAGUGCCUCCUCGCCGCCAUCACCGCCGGCCGUAAGCAAAACUAUGUCAUCCACGCGUCGCAGCACCAGCAGACGUGCUGCCGUGGCGAUGAAGUCCACGAGGGUCGCAGCCUUGACUACGAAGGCAAGCGCUCCUGCCACCGCUCGCCCCACUCGACCUCGUGCACGCCGCCAAAGUAAAACAUGAAUGGCUUGCGUCGGUGUGAUUUAUUCCAGUUCCGUUAGCCUGCUCGAGGCUUUGGACAGCAUUCCGCUAUAGGUACGGGCCCAUUGUAUGUGCUUUGCCCCCCCCCCCCCUCUCUCUCUCUCUCUCUCUCUCUCUCUCUCUCUCUCUCUCUCUCUCUCUCUACUGUUGGUUGGACUGUGUGCUGUUGAAAGGCUUUGCACCACCGUCCUUAGUCUCUCCUCGCCCUGGGGCAAUGACAGGGUCCCUUGAUGCAAGGCUUUGUGAUGCGGCCAUUGAUUUCGCUAGUUCUGCUCCGCAACGAGUUUGUUCCUGAUUUGGGGGUAGUUAGCCCACCGUUUGCACUGCUCAGUCUGAGGUGCCAUAGUGAUUUGGCUCGCUGCUGUCCUCACUCCUCAGCCUUGAUGUGUCGUGCAGUGGUGACGUCAUGAUGAUAUCAUGGUCUGCCAUAAUAUUGGUGCUGAGAAUACUGUGCAAGUGCUGUGCCAGUUUGUGUACUGCUGCAUCAUGCUGAGAUGUACUUAGGGAAAGGAGGAGCUCCUGAUGUGUGGUGUAUUGAUGACACUAUUCGCUUUGUUACUGACUUUGAUGAUGUCAUAAUGAUGUCAUGGUGUUAAGUAGUACUGCGCACAUGCUGCACCAAUUCUUGUACAUUGUUUUGGCAUGCUAUUAGCGAUAUGAGGCAGUCCUGAUGUGUGAUAUAUUGAUGACAUCAUCCACUUUUCUACUGACUGCGAUGAUGUCAUAAUGAUGUCAUGCUGUUUCAGUGGUACACGGUAAUACUGUGCAAGUGCUUCGCCCAUCUGUGUAUAGCUUCAUCAUGCUAGCAUGCUCUCAGUGACAGGAGGCGAUCCUGAAUUCCUGAUGUGUGGACUGUGGUGUAGUGUGAGUAGUGGUGACGUCAUCCACAUUACUGCUGGCUGUUAUGAUGUCAUGGUCUGGGUGCUGCUAGCAAUGCACGAUUGCUGUGCCUUUUUGCAUGUACAGCUACAUGUAUGCUGUGCCGGUGGGCCAGCUUUCCAGUGUGCUGUAUCUAUCAUAGAUCUCCAUGUGAGCACUCUCAGUCUCCGCUCUUUCUCUUUGAUUGUGCCAGAAAACUGCUAGGGGCUACAGUACA
Sycon ciliatum is the source of this 2902-nucleotide messenger RNA. RefSeq names its product endonuclease 8-like 1. Gene Ontology annotation, cellular component: nucleus. NCBI's taxonomy places the organism in Eukaryota, Metazoa, Porifera, Calcarea, Leucosolenida, Sycettidae. The coding region runs from base 328 to 1788 and encodes 486 amino acids. The record is from RefSeq and is a predicted model, not a curated record. Gene Ontology annotation, biological process: base-excision repair. The transcript is spliced from 9 exons. Gene Ontology annotation, molecular function: DNA N-glycosylase activity; zinc ion binding; DNA-(apurinic or apyrimidinic site) endonuclease activity.